Molecule: messenger RNA, 1929 nt
Organism: Paracoccidioides brasiliensis Pb18
Exons: 4
Coding region: 1-1929 (642 amino acids)
Cellular component (GO): membrane; endomembrane system
Source: RefSeq, a predicted model, not a curated record
AUGUCGGGCCGUGGGCAACAACAAGAAGAUCAGGGCUCAGGUUCGUUGAUCAGGUCUGUUAUUCAAGGCCUGGCGAUUUUCGGUGCAACCCAAUUUUUUGUUACGCAGAUAUUUGGGUCGAAGUCCUCACAGAGUGGUUCUGGUCCAGCCCAACAGCAGGUAUCCAUUCCAGCAUUCACAGACCGGCCUGAUAUCCAUACCAUUGCCAAUGCCACGGACAUUCCUUAUCAGGUCGCUCCCAUAUGGCCUAUGGACAGCUCCGUAGACAUUGCUGUCUAUGUCUCACCCUCUACCCAUAUUCCAUCACUAGAUACUGUCCCAGCAGAUUCGAAGGUGCUCGAGGAGAGAAACUUCACUAUCGGUGACUGGGAGGCGAACAGGGAAAUCUCGACAGGUUUCAAAGUGCCCAAGGAGGUCCAGCAAAAUGGCACACUCUGGGCGCAUUUCUUUAUGUCACUCACUGGCAACCCGCUGUAUCCAAACGAUAAGGGUUAUAGCUCGGAUAACGCUGUGUAUUUCCGUCGACCCCUGAACCAAUAUCUCCCCAAAAAGAAGGUAAAAAAGCUCAAGAAUCUCCUUAGCGGGGGUGGAACGGAUGAGCCUGAAGAAGUUCCGCGAGUGACACAAAUAGGAUCGUUUUAUCAUCCCAACUUCACCCUUUCCGUCAUACCGGAUACCGGGGUUAUCAACUUUCCUACCAUGGCUCCAGCGUCACGGCAGUAUCUGCAGCUGGAAAGAACUGGCGCGAGAGAUGCUACCGGUCAGAACGGAUGGUACUAUCCAAUCCUAUUUGUCAAUACGUUCUGGCAAUUGAAGAGCCAUAUGACCGAACUAAACUCCACUGUUGAAACGCUACCCAUCCAUAUAACGCUGAACAAUAUGAAGAAUUGGAAAUUUAACUUGUUGUCAAAUAUCGACGAGAAUGUAAAGCAGAAUCAGAGACAAGCCGCAACAGAUGGCCCCAUCCCUGCAGGCGGUGACGGAACUGAGUUUGAAACUUUCAAGGAGAUCUUGUUGGACACGAAUAGUUACCUGUUGGCUACUACAUUCAUUGUCAGCGUCCUCCAUAUGCUUUUCGAAGCAUUGGCAUUCAAGAACGAUAUUUCCCAUUGGCGUAAAAAGAAGGACGUUGUUGGCACAUCGGUUCGGACCAUACUCGGGAACGUCUUCAUGCAAACUGUCAUCUUCCUGUACCUGCUAGAUAACAGCGAGGGCACUUCAUGGAUGAUUCUCGGUGGUCAAGGUUUCGGAAUUAUCCUGGAAGCGUGGAAGAUCACGAAAACCGUCGAUGUGCGAAUUCGCCGUCCAUCACCAGGAUCAUCGUUUUCCUUCUUGCCUUAUGUUAUUGUCUUUGAGGACAAACAUAAGCUCAGCGAAACCGAACAGAAGACUAAGGAGUAUGAUGAAAUCGCUUUCAAGUACCUUUAUAUUCUCGCGGUCCCGUUACUGGCUGCAUACGCUAUUUACAGCCUCAUCUACAUAGAGCAUAAGUCAUGGUACUCUUUUGUUAUCGAAACCUUGGUCGGCAGUGUCUACGCCUACGGUUUCCUCAUGAUGGUGCCUAGUCUCUACAUCAAUUACCGAUUGAAGUCCGUCGCUCAUAUGCCGGGAAAAGCCUUAACUUAUAAAUUCCUCAAUACCUUUAUCGACGAUCUUUUCGCAUUUACCAUAAAAAUGCCUAUGCUCCAUAGACUUGCCACUCUAAGAGACGAUGUUAUCUUUUUCAUCUGGCUGUAUCAAAGCUACAAAUACAAGGUUGACCCUAAACGAGUCAACGAGUUCGGACAAGGCGGUGAAGAAGAUGAAGUCGAAGAAGUCAAAACCACCCAGCAACCCAAAGCGCUGGACGGCCCUGACUCCCCUGAACCGAAGCCUGAGGCAAGCGCUUCUGGAUCCAAGACAAAGCAGUCUGCGCGGAAACGGAAGUAG